Molecule: messenger RNA, 2544 nt
Organism: Suncus etruscus (white-toothed pygmy shrew)
Lineage: Eukaryota; Metazoa; Chordata; Mammalia; Eulipotyphla; Soricidae
Gene: FZD6
Product: frizzled class receptor 6
Exons: 6
Coding region: 92-2131 (679 amino acids)
Biological process (GO): non-canonical Wnt signaling pathway; canonical Wnt signaling pathway
Cellular component (GO): plasma membrane
Molecular function (GO): Wnt receptor activity; Wnt-protein binding
Source: RefSeq, a predicted model, not a curated record
AAGGUGUGUGGUCCUGUGGGCCUGUGCUCUGUUCCCCCUCGUGCAAGGGCAUAGCCUGUUUACCUGUGAGCCCAUCAUUGUGCCCCGAUGCAUGAAGAUGACCUACAACAUGACCUUUUUCCCCAACCUCAUGGGCCAUUAUGACCAGAAUACGGCGGCGGUGGAAAUGAAGCAUUUUCUUCCUCUUGCAAAUCUGGAAUGUUCACCAAACGUCGAAACUUUCCUCUGCAAAGCUUUUGUACCAACCUGCACUGAACAAAUUCAAGUGGCUCCACUCUGUCGUAAAUUUUGCGAGAAAGUAUAUUCUGAUUGCAAAAAACUAAUCGACACUUUCGGGAUCCGAUGGCCUAAGGAACUUCAGUGUGAUCAAUUGCAGUACUGCGACGAGACUGCUCCCAUAACUUCGGAUCCGCACAACCUGUUUCCUGGUCCUCAGAAGAAGACAGACCAUGUCCCAAGAGACAUUGGCAUUUGGUGUCCCAGACAUCUUAAAACGUCUGGAGAGCAUGGCUACAAAUUUCUGGGGGUCGACCAGUGUGCACCUCCGUGCCCCAAUAUGUAUUUCACAAGCGACGAGCUCGAGUUUGCAAAAAGUUUUAUCGGGAUCGUUUCCAUAUUUUGCCUCUGUGCAACACUCUUCACGGUCCUCACAUUUCUCAUCAACGUUCAAAGAUUCCGCUACCCAGAGAGGCCAAUUAUUUAUUACUCGGUCUGCUACAGCAUCGUGUCCCUCAUGUACUUUAUCGGAUUCCUGCUUGGCAACAGCACAGCCUGUAAUAAUAAGACCGAUGACAAGCUGGAAACCGGGGACACAGUUGUUCUGGGCUCCCAGAAUAAGGCCUGCACCAUUCUGUUCAUGUUCCUGUAUUUCUUCACCAUGGCCGGCACUGUCUGGUGGGUGAUUCUGACCAUCACUUGGUUUUUAGCUGCAGGAAGAAAGUGGAGUUGUGAAGCCAUUGAGCAGAAAGCCGUGUGGUUCCAUGCCGUGGCCUGGGGUGCACCAGGCUUCCUCACCAUCCUGCUGCUGGCCAUGAACAAAGUGGAAGGUGACAACAUCAGUGGAGUGUGCUUUGUCGGCCUCUACGACCUGGAUGCGUCCCGGUACUUCGUUCUCCUGCCACUUUGCCUGUGUGUGUUUGUGGGGCUCUCUCUGCUGCUGGCUGGCAUCGUCUCCUUGAACCAUGUCCGGCAAGUGAUACAGAACGAUGGCCGGAACCAAGAGAAGCUGAAGAAAUUCAUGAUCCGCAUUGGUGUCUUCAGCGGCCUGUACCUCGUGCCCUUGGUGACACUUCUGGGAUGUUACGUCUAUGAGCAGAUGAACCGGGUCACCUGGGAGCUCACGUGGGUGUCAGACCAUUGUCGCCAGUACCACAUCCCGUGUCCUCAUCAGAAAAAAACAGAAAGCCGACCGGAUUUGGCAUUAUUCAUGAUAAAGUAUUUGAUGACAUUGAUCGUUGGCAUCUCUGCUAUCUUCUGGGUCGGAAGCAAAAAGACUUGCACGGAGUGGGCUGGCUUUUUUAAGCAAAAUCGCAAAAGAGACCCGAUCAGUGAAAGUCGCAGAGUCCUACAGGAGUCGUGUGAGUUUUUCUUGAAGCACAAUUCUAAAGUCAAACCCCAGAAGAAGCACGGCAAGCCAAGCUCGCACAAGCUAAAGGUGAUUUCCAAGUCCAUGGGAACCAGCACUGGGGCCACAGCCAGUCACAGCACUUCUGCCAUGGCCAUCACCAACCACGAUUACCUGGGACAGGAAACCACCACCGAAAUCCAAACCUCGCCAGAAACAUCAGUGAGAGACAUGAGGCCUGAUGGCGUGGCCACCCCAAGAUUAAGGGACCAGAAUGGCAGCGGGGAGCCUGCCUCUCCCGGCGCCUCCAGCUCCAGACUGUGUGCGGAGCAGGUGGACAAGACAGGCCGGGUCAGCACUGCUGGGAACGACAAGAUCAGCGUGUCUGGGAGUACCCGGAGUGAAGGGAGGACAACCCCCAGAAGUGAAGUGAUUGAAACAGGUCCAGCACUGGGCAACAACUUACAGGUACCCAGUUCUUCUAAGCCAAGUAGUCUCAAAGGCUCAGCAUCGCUGCUCCCACAGUUGGUUCCAGAAGCUCGAGAAGAGCAAGGUGUAGGCACCUGAAUUGAAGCCCUAUUUCUCCCAGCAGUCCACUUACACUGGAGGUGACCAGCAACUGUCAUGUGCUCCUUUUGCACUUCAAGCCAUGUUGCCUACUGUUACACUGGAGGCCAGAUUUCAGGGCUCACUCGCUGCAUUCCUGAGCUGCUAGUGACAGUGAUGCAUCUAGAAAAUGUCUCAGCCCAUCUUUUUUUUUUUCCAGUCACGUGGGAGUAAGAAGUAAGGGACUCACUUGUUUCUGUUUCAAAUUAUUCUACUCUGGUUAAAAAUAUUUUAAGAUACAAUAGAUUUGUCCACUUUCAUGGUAUAAAAUCAAGUUUUUCAUGGCAGAAAUAUUUAAAAUUUUCUCUUUUUUUUUUUUAUAAAUUUUUGCAAAGAAGUUUAUAUGGUUUAGAAAUUUUUUAGAAGAUCUGGGA